This is a messenger RNA of Galeopterus variegatus (Sunda flying lemur), 2363 nucleotides long. RefSeq names its product adenosine A2a receptor (gene ADORA2A). Gene Ontology annotation, biological process: G protein-coupled adenosine receptor signaling pathway; adenylate cyclase-activating G protein-coupled receptor signaling pathway. Gene Ontology annotation, cellular component: membrane. The transcript has 3 exons. The coding region runs from base 295 to 1524 and encodes 409 amino acids. The record is from RefSeq and is a predicted model, not a curated record. Lineage: Eukaryota; Metazoa; Chordata; Mammalia; Dermoptera; Cynocephalidae. Gene Ontology annotation, molecular function: G protein-coupled adenosine receptor activity.
CUGAGACAGCUGGAGCCGACGCGCAAGGAACAGGUGCCUCAGGAACCCUGAAACCCAGCUGAGAUAUGACACCAUGCCCAGAGCCCCUGGUGAGGGUGUGGUUUCUGGAGACUUUGAGUCGUUUGUGAAAAAGCUCUUGGAGAGCCCUUGGCAAGGACAUUCUUGGCUCCUGUGAGGAAGGGGCUCAGGGGUCUGGGCCCCUCCGCCUGGGCUCCAGCUGGGCUGCAGCUAUGGACCGUGAGCUGGCCCGGCCCGUGUCCUCGCUAAGCCUGCCCAUCUGCAGCCACAUCCACCAUGGGCUCUGUGGUGUAUAUCACAGUGGAGCUGGCAAUUGCUGUGCUGGCCAUCCUGGGCAAUGUGCUAGUGUGCUGGGCUGUGUGGCUCAACAGCAACCUGCAGAAUGUCACCAAUUACUUUGUGGUGUCACUGGCAGCAGCCGACAUCGCGGUGGGAGUGCUUGCCAUCCCCUUCGCCAUCACCAUCAGCAUCGGGUUCUGCGCUGCCUGCCACAGCUGCCUCUUCUUCGCCUGCUUCCUCCUGGUCCUCACACAGAGCUCCAUCUUCAGCCUCCUGGCCAUUGCCAUUGACCGCUACAUCGCCAUCCGCAUCCCACUCCGGUACAAUGGCUUGGUGACCGGCAUGAGGGCCAAGGGCAUCAUUGCCAUCUGCUGGGUGCUGUCAUUUGCUAUUGGCCUGACUCCUAUGCUGGGCUGGAACAACUGCAGUCAGCAGAAGGAGGGUAAAAACCACUCGCGAGGCUGUGGGGAGGGUCAGGUGGCCUGCCUCUUUGAGGACGUGGUCCCUAUGAACUACAUGGUGUACUACAACUUCUUUGCUUGUGUGCUGGUGCCCCUGCUGCUCAUGCUGGGCGUCUACUUGCGGAUCUUCUUGGCAGCCCGGCGACAGCUAAAGCGGAUGGAGAGCCAGCCUCUGCCGGGGGAGCGGGCUCAGUCCACACUGCAGAAAGAGGUCCACGCUGCCAAGUCACUGGCCAUCAUCGUGGGGCUCUUCGCCCUCUGCUGGCUGCCCCUGCACAUCAUCAACUGCUUCACCUUCUUCUGCCCCCAGUGUGGCCACGCCCCUCCCUGGCUCAUGUACCUGGCCAUUGUCCUCUCUCACGGCAAUUCAGUUGUGAAUCCCUUUAUCUAUGCCUACCGUAUCCGCGAGUUCCGCCAGACCUUCCGCAAGAUCAUUCGCAGCCAUGUCCUAAGGCAGCGAGAACCCUUCAAGGCAGCGGGCACCAGUGCCCGGGCUUUGGCAGCUCAUGGCAGCAAUGGGGAGCAGGUCAGCCUCCGCCUCAAUGGCCACCCCCCAGGGUUGUGGACCAAUGGUGGUGCUCCCCAUCCUGAGCGGAGGCCCAAUGGCUAUGCCCUGGGGCUGGUGAGUGGAGGGGGUGCUCAAGAGUCCCACAGGGACACAGGCCUCCCAGAUGUGGAGCUCCUUAGCCACAAGCUCCAAGGAGCGAGCCCAGAGUUCCCUGGACUAGAGGGUUCCCUCACCCAGGACGAAGCAGGAGUAUCCUGAUGGCCCAUGGAGUUUGCCCCUUCCUAAGAGAAGGAAAUCUUUAUCUUUCUGUUUGGCUGGACCAGUCGCAUUGGGAGAAGAGAAGAGAGAGCAUGCCAGGGGACCCUUCAAGUGGCUGGUUCCCACUUUGGACUGAGAGGAGGGUGCCCUAGGCUGGAGCAGCAUGAGGCCCAGCAAGAAGGGUUUGGGGUCUGAUUCAUGUUGUGAGGCCCUGCACCAGGACAGGGCCACAGCACCAGCAGCAUUUUGGCUGGACAGGGCCUGGUCCCCCACCCCAGAAGCAUCUGAAGCACCACAUUGUCUCUGCAGAGCAGCUAUGGCAUAGCAGACUGGCCUGGCCCUGAGGCUGGGGAGUGGCUCUAACAGUCCCCCUGCCACACAUAUACCACCCUCCUCAGACUUUCCUAGGGUUCAGGAGCUGCUGGGCAUUUGACUAUUAUUUUUCCAGGAGAAAAUGUAAGUGUGAGGAAAUCCUUUUUAUUUUAUUAUCUCUCCCUCUCUGGCUGCUAGGUCUGUUGUCGGUCCUGCUGCUAAUCUGGCACCAGGAAUCUCUGCCCAGGAUUCUCAGGCAGUCCUCUCCCACUGCCAUGAGCUGCCAUGAACUUCCCGGUCCCAGGGUGACAAAGCUGGGCUUGGGGACAGGGAGUUGUAACAGAGCAGUGCCCAAGCAUGGGCUCAGGCCCCAGGGUAGAGGUUGGGGCUGGCAGGCCCUGAUGCGUGCUCAGGUAGCUCAGAGCCACCCAGUUAGAGGCCCUAACUGCCUUUCCUUCUAAAGGGAAUUUUUUUGAGAUUAAAAUAAAAAUGAGCCACAUUGUGUUUUAAAGUAUGUCUAAUGAGAA